AUGCAUUCUCUCACAUUCAUCAUCAUCAAUGGAACUUAUUGCUUACAAGUUAAUAUGUUGCUGGCAUCUUACCUUAUUGAUGAGUAUAAAUGUGGGUGUACACCUAACCCUGAUGUUCUUUGCAAUACAAGAUUCAAAUUUGGUGCGUUCAUGGAUACCAUCAGUAACAUGGAUUUUGAGUUUGUUGCUUCUGGACAUUAUGCAAAAUUUAUUCACCCCCUUGCAGAUGAAACCAAUGAGCUUUCAUUUCUUCAGCUGUCAAAGGAUAUGGUUCGACAUGGCCCUCUUUUCUAUGAUUGCAGUUUGCAUAUAGAAGAAAAGUAUGCUAUUGGCACUGUCCAGUUACCUGAAGACGAUCACGGUCUUGCAGAUGGCCAAUUUGCAGCUUUUUAUCAACAAGAGCUUUGUGUGGGGUCAGGGGUAAUUUUGGAAUCAUGGUAUGAUGCUAAGGGGUUUCCUGUUUCUGUUUCUGACAAGUGUCGUCAUAUUGCAAAAAUGGAAGAUAAAUCUAAGCUUGAAAGAAAACAAGAGCAGCUAAAGAAUGAAAUUAACCUAGAAGAAAAGAUUUUUAAUCUAUCUAACCGUAUAGACCAGUUAUUGUGUAUCAUUAGUAGUCUCUGCACUGCACACCAGGUUCUUGAGCAAUGGGCCAAAAGUGGUGGCAUUAGUUACAAUGAUUAUGUUGAGCUUUGUGCUAAAAAAGAGGCUGUCUCCGAGUUAGGAAAAGAGGCAAAGUUAGACAUGUUUGAGCUUCCUGCAAAGAUAAAGCUGCUGCCAGAUCCAUGGACACCUGAAUCCGGAUUAGUAACAGCCGCACUCAAGUUAAAAAGGGACCAAAUGAAGGCCAAAUUUAUGGAUGAUUUACAAAAGCUAUACGAGUGA
Messenger RNA from Lactuca virosa, 882 nucleotides. The record is from the annotation of a GenBank genome assembly. NCBI's taxonomy places the organism in Eukaryota, Viridiplantae, Streptophyta, Magnoliopsida, Asterales, Asteraceae.